CGCCGCCGCUUCGUCUUUACCUCCGGUCAAGACGGUCCUCUCCGAUCCGGUCUCGACCCCUCCGUCCUCGCCUCCCUUCCCGUGUCGGUUUUCGAAUCCAAAGACUGGAAGGAGGGUUUGGAAUGUGCGGUUUGUCUCUCGGAGGUUGUGGAGGGUGAAAAGACUAGACUUUUGCCUCACUGCAAUCAUGGGUUUCACGUUGAUUGCAUUGACAUGUGGUUCCAAUCCCAUGCUACUUGCCCUCUUUGCAGGAACCCCGUUGCCUCUGAACCACACAACUUGGAAUCAGAAUCUCCCACUUUUCCCACCAACGUCUUGGUUUGGGGGGACAACUCUCAAAUAAGUUCCACCGGUGGUGCUUCUGUUGAGGAGGUGGAGCCUGCUUCUCAGCCACCUUCUUCUUCCUCGGUUGGCGAUGAUACUAAUAGACGUCAUGGAACUUUGGUGAUUGAUAUACCUAGUGACAUCACUUCAACCUCUUUGUCUCCUUCUGAUGAGCUCAAAUCUCCAAUGACUGGAAGACUCAGAUCAUUGAAGAGGCUUUUGAGCAGGGACAGAAGGUUAAAUCCUUGGAGUCCUACUUCUCUAGAUGUAGAACAAGCAGGGUCAGGGGGAGGAGGACUCAGCUGAACUAGGAUUUUAUUUCCCAAUCUUAUUCAUUAUUUUUUGUUUUUUAUGUGCAUAUUGCGCAUUCAGGUAGCAACUUGUGAGUGAAAAUUGUAUCUAGUGUCUGCCCGUACACCAUUGGGGUUCUCGAGAUAGAUGUGCUAUUAUUGCCUUUCCAAUACUUGUGCAUAGAAUGGCUGAGGAGAGUAAUUGCUUCAAGUGUCUAUGUUGUAUAAAUAUAGGUUUCAUUCAAGUAAUACAGUAGAAUGAUCCUCUUUCUUUCGUUGGAUAUAUCAGUUUUUUUGCACUGUUUUAA
Molecule: messenger RNA, 922 nt
Organism: Cajanus cajan (pigeon pea)
Lineage: Eukaryota; Viridiplantae; Streptophyta; Magnoliopsida; Fabales; Fabaceae
Product: RING-H2 finger protein ATL60
Biological process (GO): protein ubiquitination
Molecular function (GO): transferase activity
Source: RefSeq, a predicted model, not a curated record